Hemiscyllium ocellatum (epaulette shark) is the source of this 1128-nucleotide messenger RNA. RefSeq names its product actin-like. The transcript has a single exon. NCBI's taxonomy places the organism in Eukaryota, Metazoa, Chordata, Chondrichthyes, Orectolobiformes, Hemiscylliidae. The coding region runs from base 7 to 1128 and encodes 373 amino acids. The record is from RefSeq and is a predicted model, not a curated record.
GGGACCAUGGGGGACUUACUGCCUGCCAUUGUUAUCGAUAAUGGCUCAGGUCUGAUAAAGGCGGGUAUUUCUGGGGACAAGGAGCCCCGUUCUAUCUUCACCAACGUGAUUGGCAAACCCAGGCAGAAGGCGCUGAUCAUUGGGGCUGGCCAAAAGGAUUUCUACAUUGGUGAGGAGGCUCAGGCCAAGAGGGGGGUGCUGAGCAUUAAGUACCCAGUAGAGCAUGGCAUUGUUACCUCCUGGGAGGACAUGGAUAAGGUCUGGAGGUAUAUCUAUGACAAUGACCUGAAGAUCAAGGCAAAUGAGAGGCCAGCACUGCUGACUGAGGCGCCCCUCAACCCACUCGCCAACCGUGAGAAGAUGUGCCAGGUGCUGUUUGAGGUCUUUGAGCUGCCCGCCAUGUAUGUGGCCAUUCAGGCAGUACUAGCCCUGUACGCCUCAGGCAGGACCACGGGCUGUGUGAUGGACAGUGGUGAUGGAGUCAGCCACACGGUGCCCAUCUAUGAGGGUUAUUGCUUGCCACACGCUGUCCUGAGGUUGGAGCUGGGCGGCAGGGACCUGACUGAGUACCUGGUGAGGAUCCUGACCGAGAGUGGGGUCUCGUUUGUCAGCACAGCCGAGAAGGAGAUCGUCAGGGACAUCAAGGAGAAGCUCUGCUACGUGGCGGUGGAUGUACAGGCUGAGAUGUGCAAGAAGCCGGCCGAUGUGGAGAAAGACUACAAGCUGCCCGAUGGCCAGGUCAUCAAGAUCCAGAACCAGAGGUUCCGCUGUCCCGAGACCCUCUUCAUGCCAGCCAACAUUGGCAUCGAAGCACCUGGCAUUGACAAACUUUGCUUCAAUACCAUCAUGAAAUGUGACAUCGACCUCCGCAGAGACCUAUAUUCCAACGUAAUCCUAGCCGGAGGCUCCAGCCUCUUCCCGGGCAUGGAUGAGAGAAUGCUCAAGGAGAUGACCAAGAUGGUACCCACGGGCACCCCGGUCAAAGUCUGUGCUCCCGCCGACAGAAAGUACUCGGUGUGGAUGGGGGGCUCGAUCCUGUCGUCUCUGUCUGCCUUCCAGCAGAUGUGGGUGCUGGCCUCUGAGUACAAGGAAGUAGGGGCCAACAUCGUGCACAGGAAGUGCUUCUGA